AUGUUGGGUUUUUUCGGCCCAUUCUACGAGCGAUUAGUUGGAACUCUGCGAAAGCAGCAGAACCAAUUAGCUUAUGAUCGGAUUGAUCAGAUAAACGCAUGGUUCACCCCAAUUGUGCUUGCGGGUUUAACAUUUGCUAUCUCUUGCAAACAAUACUUCGGACAACCAUUGAAAUGUUGGACUCCUCGAGAAUUUUCAGGAAGUUGGGAUAACUAUGUUCAUGAUUUCUGCUUUAUCGAAAAUACAUAUUUUGUCCCAAAUGGUACUGAAAUCACAGAUCAAGUUCGUGGAGAUCGACAAAUCAACUACUACCGAUGGGUUCCUUUGGUGCUGUUAAUUCAGGCUGCGAUGUUCGUAUUGCCGUACAAUAUUUGGAAUUUGCUUCACAAAAGAACAGAGAUUAACUUGAAAUAUUCACUUCGUUACUUCUCUGAUAGACUCAAGAAAACCGAGCAAAGCAAAGCAUGUGAAGCAUUCGCUGAUGAACUCUGGCAAAAGUUGCUCAAUUUGCGUAGAGAGAGAAAAAAUUUUGCAUCCUCUGCUGCCACCACUAUGUACGUCCUGUUGAAGCUUUCCUACAUUGUAAUUGCCUUCGUUCAACUUUAUUUGCUUCGUGUUUUCCUCGACGUCCAAGAUUACUUCUGGGGAUUUGUGCAUUUGUUGAAAGUUGAUUUCAAGGGUACUGCCGAACACGAAGAUAGUAUUUUUCCGAGAGUGGUGCUCUGCGAUUUCACUGUGAGAAAUCUUGGACAAGCCCAACGUCACACCGUUUCUUGCGUCAUGAUUCUCAACAUGAUCAAUGAGAAGCUCUACAUUUGCUUGUACUUCUGGCUACUCUUCAUGAUUUUUGUUACAUUCGUCAGCUUGAUGUAUUUUUGCAUCAACCUCUUCUUUAGAAGAAAUCGUUUGGUUCCAACCAAUUUGAACAAUAAGGCAGGAAUGAAUCCAACAAAAUCGCGUAAAUUUAUUCGCGACUACUUACGUCUUGAUGGUGUUUUGUUGCUGACCUUCGUUGAUGGACAAUUCGGUGCUUUCCGCACUUCUCAAGUCAUUGAUUAUCUCUUGGAUCGAUUCCACGCUGAUCAGCAGCCUGACUCUUCCGCGAUGACAUCGCUUCAUGAUGAACCAAUGCACGAGCGUUAUGUCGCCUUCAACACGGAAACGCUUCCUGCGGACCACAGACGUAACAACGCAAGCCACAAGCUCAUCGAUGAAGUUGAUGGUGCAACUGCACCACCAGCCCCAACAAUUGAAAGAAAGAACAUUGAUCUCACUCCAUUGAAGAAGGCUAAUGUUCCAAUUAUCUUCAUCGUUGGAGGACCAGGAUCCGGAAAAGGAACCCAAUGCGACAAGAUUGUUGCCGAUUAUGGGCUCACUCAUCUUUCCUCUGGAGAUUUGCUCCGCGCCGAGGUGAAAUCUGGAUCUCCACUUGGAUCUCAGUUGACUUCCAUCAUGGAGUCUGGAGCUCUCGUUCCAUUGGAAGUUGUUCUCGAUUUGGUCAAAGAAGCUAUGCUCAAGGCUCUUGAGAAAGGAAGCCGCGGGUUUUUGAUUGACGGAUACCCAAGAGAAGUUGCUCAAGGAGAGCAAUUCGAAAGAGAGAUCCAAGAAGCCAAGAUGGUUAUCUUCUUCGAUGUCGCUGAAGAAACUCUUGUUAAGAGACUUUUGCACCGCGCCCAGACUAGCGGACGCGCUGAUGAUAACAUCGACACCAUUCGCAAACGUCUUCAUACAUUUGUAACCGCAACUCAACCAGUAGUUGAUUACUAUGAUAAGAAGGGCAAACUUGUUAAGAUCAAUGCUGAAGGAACUGUCGACAGCAUUUAUGCUAUUGUUUCGGAGAAUUUGAACAAGAUCACCUCAAAGAUCUAA
Messenger RNA from Caenorhabditis bovis, 1869 nucleotides. The record is from the annotation of a GenBank genome assembly. NCBI's taxonomy places the organism in Eukaryota, Metazoa, Nematoda, Chromadorea, Rhabditida, Rhabditidae.